This is a messenger RNA of Nicrophorus vespilloides, 1105 nucleotides long. It is a transcript of the gene Fer1, whose product is annotated as pancreas transcription factor 1 subunit alpha. Gene Ontology annotation, molecular function: protein dimerization activity; DNA-binding transcription factor activity, RNA polymerase II-specific; RNA polymerase II transcription regulatory region sequence-specific DNA binding. Gene Ontology annotation, biological process: developmental process; regulation of transcription by RNA polymerase II. NCBI's taxonomy places the organism in Eukaryota, Metazoa, Arthropoda, Insecta, Coleoptera, Silphidae. The record is from RefSeq and is a predicted model, not a curated record. The transcript is spliced from 3 exons. Bases 268 to 975 code for a protein of 235 amino acids.
AAUCGAUGACAGCUAGCUAUUGGUUGUCUGGAGGGUCGUUGCGACAUCGUCGAGGGCGGAGCCGACACAAUUACAAACGCCCCCAACUGAAAAUCAUCAUCAGCCUUUCACUGCAGCCGUAUUAUCUCAGUAUUAUCGAAUCAGACAAACGGGUCGCGUGCCUCUCGUUACCACACACGUGCACCCCCGACACGUGUAUGCAACACACCGAAGAACAACAAAAUCAAAGGUUGCACGUGUCUCACAAUGUUCUAAUCCGGACCGAAGAUGUUUAGCAUGGAAAAUAUCGAUUUGGAUAUUGUCAACAGGCAGUUCUUUUUCGAGACAGGAUCGUUUCUGGGUAACAGCAACGGAAAUAGUGGAGGAGGAUCAACGACAGGAUCUACGAACAGUGGUGAUUUGUUCUUGUACGAUGAGAAUAGCAGCGAUUCAAUAGGCUCCAGCUAUUCCUACAACAGUGAUCAAGAAAACAGCUCCAGUUCCAAAGAUAAUCGAAUUCACAGAUAUCGGAGACGUAACAAAUGCCCUCAACAACAAAUUCAGCAGCGGCAAGCGGCAAACUUGAGGGAGAGGAAGAGGAUGCAGAGCAUUAACGACGCAUUCGAAGGGUUAAGAGCACACAUUCCGACGCUUCCGUACGAGAAGCGACUUUCAAAAGUGGACACCUUGAAAUUGGCCAUCGGCUACAUUAACUUCCUCAGCGAACUAGUGAGAAGUGAUCGGAACUCAAAUACGGACUGCUUUAACGGGAUCAAUCGAAAUCUGCAGAGGGAUGAACCCAAGAAGAUCAUACUCAGAGGAAGCGGAGGAAGCUACACGGCACAUUCACUCUCGUGGUCCAGGGACAAGGAACCCAAUCCGAAUGGAAUAAUGUUUGCCAAAGUUUGGACUCCCGAGGAUCCGAGGUCCGGCAAGAACUGUUCAGGAAGUCAACCCAGCAAUUCACCAUCUGUCACAUUCACCUUGCAAGAUUAAAUUCCGUACCAGUGAUAAACGCUAUAUAACAAGUCUAGUCGACGCCGAACUCUUUUCAUUUGUCAAUUAUUCUAGUCAAAUUUAUUUAUUGUAUGUAUACUGUAAGUGUUAAUUGUCGCAGAUAACCAUU